This is a messenger RNA of Fonsecaea multimorphosa CBS 102226, 999 nucleotides long. RefSeq lists its product as uncharacterized. NCBI's taxonomy places the organism in Eukaryota, Fungi, Ascomycota, Eurotiomycetes, Chaetothyriales, Herpotrichiellaceae. The record is from RefSeq and is a predicted model, not a curated record. The transcript has a single exon. Bases 1 to 999 code for a protein of 332 amino acids.
AUGUCGCAGCAAUAUCCGUACGGACAGCCCCCGCCCUAUCCACGCGCGGCAGGUGGUCAAUAUCUACCGCAACCACAGCUCUACCCACCGAGUAGUGGAGGAGGAGGAGGAGGAAGUAGACCAGGCAGCCCUUAUGAACAGUUUGAACCGGCGGUGGCAGCGCAGCAGGCGUGGGCUGGCCCGGGCUAUGCACAACAACAGCAACCAUUUCCUCCUCCUCAGCGGACACCAAGUCCGUAUCGUCAGCAGCCACAGCUGCAGGGGUAUCCGUCUCAGGGAUAUCCGCCUGGUCAACAGCCAGGAUAUCCUCCACCACAAUAUCCCCCUCCGCAGGGUUAUCCUGCUCCUUCUCCUCAAGCAUAUCCGCCCCAAGGAUACCCUCCCCCAGCGCAGGGAUACCAGUAUGCUCCUCCUUCGCCUCAACCUCAACAACAGCAAGGCGCACCCUACACGCUCGUCUUCCAACCGACCUCCCAAAAGCACACCCACUCACUGACCCCCCUGGGCUCCAGCACCCCGACAUAUCUAAUAACCUACAACCGCCCCCUGAUAUACUCGUCCGGGCCCGAAAUCACCAUCACGACCCCCUCAGGCGCCCAACUAGCCACAGCAGCCUGGCACACAUGGAGCAGCAAGAUCGACCUGAACUUCUCCACCACGGGCGCCCAGAUCACCUACAAGGACAACUUCGAGCCCGCAGGCCCCGGCGGUUCCGCGACGCUGGGCCGACUGUUCUGGACCAUCACAAACGGCAACGACAAACAAGCAAACCUCAAGUGCGCGGACCGCACGGGCGCGGCCGUCUGCACCGUGGUCCUGCACGACAAACUGCGCAGCGGCAAGAUCGAGAUCUGGAGACAAGGGUUGGAGAAGGACAUCUUUGAACAGCUUGUCGUGAGCGCCGUCGCGGAAAUCGAGGACUGGAGGAGGAAGAUGGAGAGCAAGAAUAAUCAGCCGGCGAUCAAUGCCGGGAUCGUGGCGGCGGCGUUGAACAACUGA